UUUAGUUAAAGCUGAUUCAAUAGGACAGGUUAUUGACUAGAGUUGACGUAAUUUCGCUGAUGAAAUAUUUCUGCAUUCAAGACAAACAUGCAGUCGUUUUCUAGGCAGAUUUAUCAGAGACUAAAAGUCGGUUUGCAAGUCUUUCGUAGAUAUUCCGGCAAUAACACGUCAGCAGAAACAAUUAAUAAAGGAAACAGCAGUAAUAAACUACUCAAACAGAUAGAAGCUAGAAUUUUAGCUACAGGUCCCAUAACAGUAGCUGACUACAUGAAAGAAGUACUAACCAAUCCAUCUGCUGGUUACUACAUGAGCAAGGAUGUGUUUGGAGAAAAAGGGGAUUUCAUAACAUCACCAGAAAUUUCACAAAUGUUUGGAGAGCUGAUUGCCAUCUGGCUUAUAAAUGAAUGGACCAAAUGUGGAAAACCAACACCUUUUCAAAUAGUAGAACUGGGUCCUGGAAGAGGAACACUGAUGUCUGAUGUCCUACGGGUGUUUUCAAAAUUUAAGAUGGCAGAAUCUGAUUUCUCUGUUAGCUUAGUAGAAGUUAGUCCAUACUUGAGCCAAAUUCAAGAGAAAUGCCUCUGUAAAACUCAAAAUGAAAAAAUCAGUGAAUUGCCUAUAGAUUCUCAACAUUACAAGGAAUCUAAAUCAUUGUACGAAUCACCUGUGCGGUGGUACAACCACAUAUCGGAUCUCCCACGCACCUUCACUCUUUUUCUAGCUCACGAGUUCUUUGACGCACUACCAAUUCACAAGUUAGUUAAGGUCGAUCAGGGCUGGAGAGAAGUUUUGAUUGACCUUAAUCGAGAAGACUCCACCUUGCGAUACGUUCUUUCCCGCGAACGCACUCCCGCUUCUCUCUAUUGUCGGGAAAAUGAAGUCAGAAAAGAUCUUGAAAUUAGCCCACAGAGUUCAGUCAUGAUUCAAGUAAUGGCUUCUAGAAUUCAUCAAGAUGGAGGUAUUGGAUUGGUGAUCGAUUAUGGCCACGAAGGGGAUAAAACUGAUACUUUUAGAGGCUUUAAGAAUCAUAAACUCCACGACCCACUAGUCGAACCUGGAACAGCAGACUUGACGGCCGAUGUUGAUUUCUCUGCAUUAAAGUGGGCAGCUACUCACCCCAGAUCUGUUGAAGACUGGAAAGCAAAUUUAACAUUUGGCACAGUAGACCAGAAAGACUUUCUAACGAGAAUGGGGAUCAAUAUGAGGCUUCAGAAACUCCUUGCGUCUUGCCGAAACGAAAAACUGGCUAAUGACUUGAAAUCAGCACAUCGGAUGUUAACGGAUCCUAUGGAGAUGGGCAGCAAAUUCAAGUUCCUUGCUCUCUACCCAGCAGUGAUGGAAAAAAUUCUUUUGAAAUAUCCUCCUCCAGGAUUUAGUUAG
Daphnia pulicaria is the source of this 1380-nucleotide messenger RNA. RefSeq names its product protein arginine methyltransferase NDUFAF7 homolog, mitochondrial-like. Gene Ontology annotation, cellular component: mitochondrion. The transcript has 5 exons. Gene Ontology annotation, biological process: mitochondrial respiratory chain complex I assembly. The coding region runs from base 88 to 1380 and encodes 430 amino acids. NCBI's taxonomy places the organism in Eukaryota, Metazoa, Arthropoda, Branchiopoda, Diplostraca, Daphniidae. Gene Ontology annotation, molecular function: protein-arginine omega-N symmetric methyltransferase activity. The record is from RefSeq and is a predicted model, not a curated record.